Molecule: messenger RNA, 6271 nt
Organism: Porites evermanni
Lineage: Eukaryota; Metazoa; Cnidaria; Anthozoa; Scleractinia; Poritidae
Source: the annotation of a GenBank genome assembly
AUGGCGAACGAUUUCGCGUUAACUGUUGGUAGCAUUGCGAGGAUUAAAACCAUCGCUGAAAGCGAUAAAACACAGGAGACAUUUAACGUGAGAGUAUUGGGCGUAUACAGGUACACUGUUGACAAGAGUUUUCCCAUUCCUAGCUCCGGUUUAACAUAUGCUUUCGACAUCCUCAUAACUGAUGGUCGUUACAAGACGAAGUGCUUGCUGUCGCCGACUUUAAAUUUUCUGGUUUAUGAGCAUAAACUGAGGGAUAGUGCCAUCAUUGCAGUUACUGAAUGUAGAUCCCUGAUUGACGAAGAAUCAUUAGAACAAGUGCCUUUGGUCAUUCUUCAAGGUAUCGAGGUUCUAAAUUCAGCACCUGCGACCACGCUCGACAGGGAUGGAGCUUCAACUGACCUUGAAUUUUGUACAAAUUCCACUGCAAACGAAAAGCAAGAGAUACCUUUGGCAGCUGCCCGUGGUUAUUAUUUGCCGCUGUGGAACGAAGAAGACUAUUUUGGCUCAAUAUGGUUGAGUAAUCCGGACCUAAGUCCUUCCAAGCCGAUAGCUAACGCAAUUACAAUUUCAGAUCUAGACGCGUUUUGGAGAACGUUACCGCGACCAUUUCCAGCACUAAUAGGCACGAUUGUUAGUAAAACAAGGUUAAAUCAUUAUGGAAAAUCAUCGGAUGAUAAAAGAAGAUAUCCUUACCAAUUUUACCUCGAGUUAGAAGAUAAAACUGCCACUGUCUCUGUUUGCAUCUGGAAUUCGUUAUGUCUCCUGUUAUACAACUACCUUCAAGUUGGGGACGUUGUGGCGAUUUUAAAUUACCGUGUUUCAAGAAGGUUUGGGUCAAGAAGUAACGCAGUUUACAAUACAAGUGAUGCAGUAAUGACUGAAAUAUCAUUAAAUCCUCUUAAUCCAGCUGCACAAGUGUAUAAAAUUUCACCUGAGGAAGUUGUCCCUGAUUGGAGAUUGCCAAGUGUUCCCUAUAGGUAGGGUAGACGUAAGCUUAAUGCAUCAGUCAAUUCCAGCUGUGCCCAGCUCCCCCCCCCCCCCCCCCGGGCCACUGCGGGACAUUUCCCUGCCCUGUCAGCCCUGGAUUUUGUGCUGCCUGCCCUGGUGGCCGGGCAUAUGCCAACCCCAGGGCUUUUCCCAAACGUACAUGGUUUCCUAUCAGAAAAGAAACUACGCAAAGGAUUUUACUGGAAAAACAAGCAUACUGGCUCAUCUGUCAAGGACAGGAAAAAAUUGAAGAGGGUUGUAGAGGCAUGUUCUUGAUUUUAUGCAUGCAUUUCUUCAUUGCUUAUAUUGAAUCAAAUUUCUGUUGAUAUAAUUUACAUGUAUUUGAAGAACACCCUUUCAUAUUUAUAGUAUAAAACUAUUGGACAUAACAUAUAGCUUUAUAGUGCUCUAUUAAUUUUAAUGUCAAUAAUUCUAUAACAGUACUAAAAUCAUAAACUGGUGUCGUCACGGCGUGAAAUCUUAAUUAGAAUCGUAGCGCUAUUACAAAGGAAGACGUUAAUUGAAACAAAAAAAAGGGCACAUGAAAAUGCUUAAAAUGGCACUAUUCGACUGUGUCUACUAUGAAUAUGACUACUGCACAGGUUGUCAAAAAAUUUGCCUGCGUGCAGACGUCUCCUAUUUCCUUUGUUGCACGCGGAAAAGGGACGUCUGCGUAACGCUGUCGCUAAUCGUGUUCCAGCGUCCCACUGGGUUCCCAAGAUCUUGGGAACAUGCUGUGUUAGGCUGACACACAGUGCGCAUUGUUCGACUUAACGCUGAUUGGUUGUUAUUGAAUCUGGUCUGAUAAUGUAUGCAGUGAUUUAUGUAAUCGGGGUUUUCCAGUCAAAACAAAUCAAAACAUGUGCCAUUCUGUUCUGCUUCGUGACCUCUAAAUGUAAGACUUGGUGCGGCAAAAACGAGAUUUACUCAGUCAAAAUUUAGACUGCUACAUGCACUGUGUAGUGCGAGAGAGAAAAGAAGAAAAACCUCUGUGCAAGCAGACUCUGAAGGUCACGUUUCGCAUUAUCACGAGCUUAUGAUGUUGUGUUUGGCCUGUCAACUCUUAUUACUAACCGGAUAUUAUUUCACAAUUUAUGCGAAAUAGAAUUCCAUGCCAGCGGGACGCUGGAACACGAUUAGCGACGGCGUUACGCAGACGUCCCUUUUCCGCGUGCAAAAAAGGAAAUAGGAGACGUCUGCACGCAGGCAAUCAAAAAAUCAGUCACUGUCAACAACAACAGACUGUCUUAUUGAGGUUUACAUUCACAUGGACCAUCAUACUCAACCUACUUAUGAAAUGACUCGUGGGUUCAAACAUGUCACAAAGAAUACCCAGUUACCAACACUUUUUCCACUCUGUUUCUCUUUAAAGCUUUCUUACUGGACCACAACUGGUGCAAGAUAUUUAACCAUUAAAAUAAAAAUUAUUCUGUUAAUCAAAACAUGGCUAAAAUUGUAUAAUAAUCUACCUUAAUCUGCAUGCCUUCUCAUUUACUGAGGCUUAAUCAUCUGUGACUACUACUGUCCAGCCAAAAAGCGUAACUCAGGUGUGGCCGAGGUUUCAUUUUAAUUCCUCCUUUAGGUUCUGUUUACACAUUUUGGGUUAUUAUUAGGCAUAUACAGGCUGAACAACUAGUAAUUAAGCAUAAAUAUACCCUAUAGUAGUACUACUUGUACAUUUGGCAACCACAACUCUUUUCAAAUAUUUGAGGAAGGUUCCAGCCCUGUCAUGUUGAUAUGAAGUUAUCUGAAAUAUUCCUAUUAUAUUUUUGUUGAUAGGUUCAUUGAUAGAAAAUCCCUUUCAAGCUAUUCCUCAGGGAUAAUCUGUGAUAUUGUGGGAACUGUCAUGUUUGUGAGCCGAGAAAUCCAGGAGCGAAAGGGAGUCAGUUCUUCUCACUGGACUUCAAAAUGGGUACACCUCAGAGAUGGUAAGAUUCUCUCACUCCAUGGGACAGGCCAUGAAAAACCCUGGGAUGGAUGUUGAAAGUGCUGUCUGAUUCCAAGCAUAAAAACUGAUAUGGGAAACUACUUUACCCUUUCUGAAGCUCUUGGAAAUUCUGAAAUAUGGAAAAAGCAAUCUGUUGUCUAACCAUCAGUGGCAAUAUGCCACGCUUAUACCACUUUCUCCCUUCUUUGUUUCUAAUGUUGCUGCCUCCCGGUCUUAAGUUGACUAAGUCAGAGAAUAUAUUUUAAAAUGUAGACAAGACUCAGGAACUGUGUCUGUAGGACCAUUGUUUGUGAACAGCUUCUUAUUUUUCUUUGCAAAGUUACUCCACGCAUCACCCAUGAAUAACAAUUCUUCAAUCUUUGUUUCUCUUUCCCUGUCUGCCCUAUACUUUCCAUUUGUUACCUGUCAUUUUUAUUCACUGAUUACAUUUGAUAACACUAUGUUCUUGCUAUGUUUAGGAUCAAGCUCCUUGCCAAUCAUUCUUCAUCUUUAUGCCUGUUCACAACCUGAGGUGUUUAACUCCAUUGCAGCUGGAAAUGUACUUGUUUGUGCUCGUAUGCUACUCAAAGUCGAGUGUCAAGAUUCAAAGCAAGCUAGAAUUUGUUUCCUCACAACAUCACGCGAGUCCCAGUUGUAUGCUCUCAAGAAGCCAUCUGAUGCAAAUAACAAGCCCUUUUCAGACUCUACAGAAAUCGCUGAUGCUAUCAAAUGGAGGCAAUCAGGUGAAGCCAAACAUCUUCUGAUGGUCUCCUGUAGUGGGGGGUACUAUAGCUUUCCUCCUUUAAAUCACUCACUUGAGUUGUACAAAAGAACGUUCCCUCAGGGAAGUGAAAUGUCACUGAUAACAACAGUUAAUCUUGGAUUUGUGAUGAAGGAACUUCACUAUCGAGAACAAUUACGCCUACACAUUCAAGGCAUUGUUGUUGCCAUGGAAUUUGUUCCCACAGCAGGAAGCGUGGGAAGUGCUCCUGAUGGAACAACGCAAAUGAGCAGUUCUCAGCUUAGUGAAACACAAAGAUCUGAUAAGCACAGUCAAGAGGCAUCCUCACAACUUUCUUCAAGCCAGUCAAGUUGUAAGUAGCAAGUUUUUUCUUUCAUUUUUGAUAUAUAGGCGAAAUGUUGCGAUCAAUUACACCGUGACUGUAUCUUGCCAUUACUGACUUUGAUUGUUUGUUAACAUAUCCUGGGGGUACCGUUACAUAACACUACAUCUGUCACCCUGUUUUAUCAACAUCGCUGCUGAGUAAAAUUGAGUCAAACAUCACUCAAGGCACUGCAGGCAUGAUAUAAUCGCUUUCUUAACCAUGAUCCCAACCCUAACCUUCUACUAAGGCCAUGCUUCAAGAAACAGUACGUUACUGCCGGAAAAACAAAAAGUAACAUGUCAGAUUGCUGUCAGACAGGAAAGUGAAUCCAACGACAGUUCUUCUCAAAUUGAUCAGAAAAACCACCAAGCGAAAAGUAAACAAAGCCGAGUACAAAGUAAGCAAAAAAUGUGUUCUUUAUGCGUGUAAAUCAGAUUCAAAUUCCAAAAAGAUGCCUUCUCUAAUCAACAGGGAAUUCUCGAAUUCAUGCUUAUACGACUUCCUCAGUUUAAAAUUCAGGAAAGUGUCCCAAGUCUACUCUUAGAUACACUUUACCCGGAUCAAACUGUUUUCCUCACAAAAGUUUCUGUUAGCAUAUCAUGAUGAUUUCUAAUUGUUAUUCUGAUGAAUAUUAUUUGAUUCGUAGCCCGGAGCGCAGGAAAGUUAGAAGAAUCUGCGUCUGAUAGUGAGCAAAGCUCAGCUGGUUCAAGUGGUUCGGUAAAGAGGAGAGUUAAUCCCAAACGGAAAUGUAAAAAAAGUAUUAAAUUGAAGGAAUCUUCGUGCGAUAAUGAGGGCAGCUCAGCUGGUUCAAGUGGUGCAGUAAAGUGGAGAAUUAAUCCCAAAAGGAAAUGUAAGAAAGGUAAAGUGAAUUGUCCCUAACUGUAGGAACACUCAGCUUUUCACAAAUUUUGUUUGACGGAAAAGUCGUAAGUACGGGCUCAGUUUCGAGGGCUGCUCGCCGGGAACCUCUGAUACAAUGACCCUCUCCAGCCCUCGGGAAGAGAAACAGAGUUCCGUUGAUGCAUUUGUUGCUUAAAUCUCUCUUGUUUUUAAUAGUUAAAAGUCUGGUUUUGUUGUUAGGAAUGCAACCCUUAAUUUUUAAAAGCAUCAUGAGAGGUUUUUGCUAUAAUACCUCACAAAUUAACGGAUAGCCGUCAUUACGGGAAAGCAUGUAAACUAAGAAAGCUGGUUAUAGGGUGAAGAGCCUGUAUUGAUCAGUAUAUUUUCUACGGCAACACCUAUGAUAUUUAAAGAAAACGUAACCGAUCGUGUUUUUGAUUUGGAAUCUUUCUUUUUCCAAGCCAGACUGAGAUUUUCGCAUUUUGUUAUUGACACAAUGAAUUGGUAAUAGAACUGAGUGGAGUACAAUUCAGGGGUAAUCGGGCUCGAUUACUCCCCGAAUUGUACUUCAUUCAGUCCUAUUACCAUUACAUAUUAGUCGGCUUUGAAUCGUUGUUUCUAACAUAGCGCUUUAAGGAAUUCGUAACCUUUUUGUCCAUUUGCCAUGGCGUCUGAUUAGCUAUUAAAUUUCUUGUGUUUUGUUGUAGUUAAUGAAACAAACCGUAAUGUUUGUAUCAAGAGAACAUCAAGACAUGACGGCCAAGAUUUACCAAAAAAAGUCAGCAAGAAAGAACCAACACCAAAAAACAAGAGGACCGUCCACGUAAAACCUAAAAAGAAAGUGAAAACGAGAAGAGGUGGCCAGCGUUCGUCAAGACCGGUCGAGGAAGAGCGCAGAGCAACUGACAGCGAGGAGACCACUUCCACGUCUUCGUCCAAGGCAGAUAAUUAUUUUCCUUUUAGAAUUCUAGAUGAUACAUGUCCCAAUAUGCCAGAGGACACACCAGUUGUUGGUUUGUCUAGGCCAAGUUGUCAUGAAAACAGUUUCCCGAGACUUUGUAGUCGGGGACUCUCGGAUGUCCGGGUAGUUCCGACAGCUGAUCGGCAAGGCUUCGUGAAUUCAGAGGGCUACUGGCGGCUCAUGAUCACAGGUCUGAACAGGCGUGCCAUUAUUAAUGCGAUUUUUAUGCCCCAGACUCCCGAGAAAACAGAAGAAGACUUGGAAGAGGAACCAGAAGAUGGCUUUUUCUUGUCUGCACUGGCCACAGGAUCGUUUUCAAGAUGGCACCCCGUGGAGACGAUUUUGAAUCGUGCAAACGAGGAGUUACGGGGACGAAGAACUGUUUUUGUGUUGGAUAUUUAUAAUCACGGUGAAGGCAAGGUGGAAAUCGUUAUAAACAGGGGCUAUUAA